UACUUUUGUGAAACGUGAUUUUUCGAAGAAUAUUAGAUACAUUUUUAAUUUUUUUACAUUGUUUCAUUCCGUAAAAAAUAGGAAAAAAAUGUUUCGGCAGGUUAUCCCACGAAUGGUUCAAAAUAUGCCAACAAUUGGCAAAAAACAAUUAUGUACUGCUCCUAAUACGAAAUUAGAAAAAUCUGUAAAUCAAGUCACUCUACUAGGAAGAGUAGGAGGUGAGGCACAAAAAAGGGGUAACGAAGAGCAUCCUGUUGUUAUAUUUUCUCUUGCCACGCACAGCAACUAUAGAUAUACGAAUGGUGAUUUCAUGCAACGGACAGAGUGGCACAGGAUAUGCGUUUUUAAACCAAGUUUACGCGACAACGUUUUAAAUUAUUUGAGAAAAGGACAAAGGAUAUACGUUUCAGGAAAAAUAACUUACGGGGAAUUCAAAGACGAAGAUGGUAAUACAAAGUCAAGUACUAGUAUAAUAGCAGACGAUGUAAUAUUUUUCCAGUCUUAAACUAUCAUUAUGUAAGAAUCUCUUCUCUGUUUUAAUA
Molecule: messenger RNA, 542 nt
Organism: Bombus pascuorum
Lineage: Eukaryota; Metazoa; Arthropoda; Insecta; Hymenoptera; Apidae
Gene: mtSSB
Product: single-stranded DNA-binding protein, mitochondrial
Exons: 4
Coding region: 89-505 (138 amino acids)
Biological process (GO): mitochondrial DNA replication; positive regulation of helicase activity
Cellular component (GO): mitochondrial nucleoid
Molecular function (GO): single-stranded DNA binding
Source: RefSeq, a predicted model, not a curated record